Messenger RNA from Venustampulla echinocandica, 426 nucleotides. RefSeq lists its product as uncharacterized. The coding region runs from base 1 to 426 and encodes 141 amino acids. Lineage: Eukaryota; Fungi; Ascomycota; Leotiomycetes; Helotiales; Pleuroascaceae. The transcript has 2 exons. The record is from RefSeq and is a predicted model, not a curated record.
AUGAAGCUCCAAACCGCUCUCACUCUUUUUUCGGCCGCCACAGCUGUCUUCGCUACACCCACGCCAGACACCCCCGAAGUGGAUAGAAUGCCCCGAGAUAUGACGAUUCGGGACUUCGUACGCUCUUGCUCUGAACACAGGUGCAGUUACCGGUUUAUCAUUGAGACCGAGCACGGAGAGCAGAGAUGUAUGCUUGAGGAUCGCGCCGAUGACGCACCUCAUCAUUCCUUUUAUGCGGUGCCAUGUCGUGAGAACUCAAACUGGGACAUAUCUUGGGGUUGGAAUCAUCCAGAUGAUUUCACAGUUAUGACGGUCGUUAAUGUGGCCGGGCAAUGGGAGGCUUUCUUUGGCUACAACCACCCGAAUGCGGGAUUGCCCGUUGUCAGAUACGCGGAUGUUGGACCAAAUCCUGUACAGCAUCGUUAA